Nymphalis io (European peacock) is the source of this 751-nucleotide messenger RNA. RefSeq lists its product as uncharacterized. Lineage: Eukaryota; Metazoa; Arthropoda; Insecta; Lepidoptera; Nymphalidae. The transcript has a single exon. The coding region runs from base 8 to 730 and encodes 240 amino acids. The record is from RefSeq and is a predicted model, not a curated record.
UCUAACGAUGUUUAAUUCUAAAUUUAUAGUACUGGUCUUUUCAUUUUUGCUUAAUCGUGCGCAGUGCCACGUUAUUUGGGAAACUACUAAUUCAUUGCAACCCGUUCAUGGAUUGUACGUGAAACCGUCGGUUGAUGGCACUACUGGAGACCUUUACGUGGCAGCUACAGAAGACAAUGGGGUUAAAUCUCAAUGGUUAACUGAUCAGCCUGUAAACUUUCUGCCAGCAUCCACUCAGAACCAGCCCAAAGCAGUUCCUGUGUCGUUUACAUCAAGUCUUACGAAGACAUCGUCACCAAUUGAAGAAACUAUUACCAGCCAAAGACGAGCUGUUAUUACAAGUCCUACGGUAAGGUACGCAUACGCGUUACCCGUUCCAGGAGCUGAAGGAAGUUACAUCGCUCCGUACCCAUAUGCUAUUCCAGCAAGCCCUGCGGUUGAAGGAUCUAAUAUUCCAUACUGCUCUGAUAACUCCGCACAGUCUUACCCUCCAGUUCAGUAUUUUUAUCCUCCAAUGAUGUCAGCGAUCGCUAGUGCUAUGAAUGCCUUAAAAGAAGGCGAUACCGAUGGCGGUUCUCAAGCUGUUACACCACAAACCCCUCCGUAUUGGCCAAGUACUUACGGCUAUCCCUACCAAUACAUUAUGGUUGAUCCCAAGACAUGGUCACAAGGUCAAAAUAGUGCACUGACUUCUACAACGACGAGUACGACAAGCAGCGAAAAUUCGUAAUUUAUUAAUUAAAAAAUUAGU